Molecule: messenger RNA, 3015 nt
Organism: Cuscuta europaea
Lineage: Eukaryota; Viridiplantae; Streptophyta; Magnoliopsida; Solanales; Convolvulaceae
Source: the annotation of a GenBank genome assembly
UCCCUUCUCCGAAUUGGUAAGAGGUUUUCUCACACUUGCCAAAGUUUCUCCCUGCCAGAUCAUGCCUCAAACUUGGAGACUUCUUCGCUCAUUUGGAAUUUCUUAUUGAGAAGAAAGAUUUACGUUUCUCCUGUGAAGAUCCGAGUUCCACCUAUGAUCUCCGGUCGUCGGGAAAAGGAAGAUUCAUACUGACAAUCAAGCCUUGAAUGGAAUCCCUAAUCUUGGGUAUUGACAAUGCUAAUGACAGAGGCUGGCUGGCUAAGCUUUUCUUCGUUGAAAGGUCUACAUUGGGUGAACCUGGGAGUUCUUUCUUUGACUGUCUAAGGGUUGCUGGUAUGUUCCGUCUGUUCAAAUUGGUUUGAGGCGAUCCACUCGGGCUACCGAUGACUGUGCCUCCGCAUCACGUGUUCCUGUCAUAGUCACUCCUGUGUCUUCUGUCGCUGCUACUUCGUCCUCAUCUGUGGUUCGUAAAGCUCUCAAUCUGACCGAGUUAUUAGGCUUGACCUCCAAGAAGAGAAAAAUGCUACCUCCACUUCCUCCUGUACCCAGCUCGGCUAACAUGACGACUUGUACUAUACCUAUACCCCCUCCUCCUUCAGCUUCUGGGCCGAAAGCUAAAUCGCUCGAGCCCAUCUCGCUAAAGGCUGAGUUUUCUACUGAAUUCUGUCGUCUUGACAGAUAAAUCGCUGACUUUAUUUAUUAUUAUUAAGUUAAUGUUAUGUUUUACUUUGGACUUAUAAUUAGUAGAGUACUUAGUAGAGUUAUUAUGCGCUUAAUUAGGAUGAUAACGCUCCGUAUAAAUACGAUUUUGUUGGAGACGAUGAAGAACAACCCUCGGGCAGUGAGAUUCGGUUAUCAAUGCUUGUUUUCAGCGAUUACAUCGCAUUCGAAUCGUCUGGCGUUUUUUUUUUUCUCUUUUCCCGUGGCUGUUUUCAGUUUUGACCUUGGGUUGUUUGGGUUGUUUGGGGUUCUUUUGGUGAAUUAGAUUUAACCUAAGGGCUUAUUGCAAAAUUUUAGAAAUUGCAAGUUAAAUGGGACUUUGUUUGAGGUAAGUUCGAUCCGCAUAGAACCCUUAGAAGUUGAGUUUGCUUUUAAGUCUCUUUGAAGAAGACUUGAUGCAGGCUAAUAAUUUGAUUAUUUAAAUUUUGGAAGUACCACUACAUAACACUAACGUGACUUAAUUCUAAUGAGAUGAGAUGAGAUUAGAUCAUGUUUCUAUGAAUUUCGUUUACCAUGAUUGUAUUAUUAUUUUUAAGCAUGCUUAAUUAGUUAUAUGAUAAUCGUAUCUGUUUAUAAAUUAGAUUUAUAUUGCAUUCUUUAAAUUAUCUGCCCGAGUUAGAUCUCGUUAACAUAUUAUUUGAUAAUAUGUUAUUAGCAUCUUGAUUAAACAAUUUAAUACUCCGCUAAAUGUUCCCCAUAAAUUAAAAUUUAAGUCUUAUCUGGGAUAACGACAUCACCCAUCAUAAUUAAAUUAGUAGAAAUAUUUUUUCGUUGAAGAAUAUUUCACCCAAGUGUUUAUCCCAUUCGAAAAAAUAUAGAACUAAUUUAUAGAUACAUAUGUUUGUGAUCGUGUGAUGGUUUUGACUUACUUAAAUUAGCUCGAGUCGCCCAAGCGUCAGUGUUAAUUUAGGGAUGUCGAUCAAUUUAAUAAUUGAUCAACUAAAAGUUGCUUGGACGCAAUUGGUCUAGGGACCUACCCAUUAUAUUAUUGCAGUGAUCAGCCCAAGUUGGUACUGUAAUAGUAUGAAUGAGGAUUUUGGCCACUAUGAUUGUAAAACAUUCCAUGUUCUUUUUAUUGGGGUCAAAGAGCAUGCAAAAUAGUGGGAGCUAAAUAAUUAAAAGUCCAUAUUAUUUAGUUAACUAGAUGUGAUCAUAGGAAUUAAUAUAUGAUUUUAAUUCCGUUCUAUUUGAACUUCUUUAGGCUUUUAGGAAUGUCGAAUUUAUCAUUGAGAAGUAUCUUGGAUACAUGCAAGCUUACUGGACCAAACUUUCUGGACUGGGAAAGAAAUGUGCGUUUAGUUCUUAGACAAGAAAAUAUUGAGUAUGUGUUAGACACGCCGGUACCCAAGAUUCCUGAUGCUAACUCUCCCGAGUUUGCCACGUUUGACCUGACUGCUCGAGAGAAACACGUUACUGAUGCUAAAACUGUGCAAUGUGUUAUGUUGGCUGCAAUGUCUAUGGAGUUGCAAAGGCAACACGAUAGGAUGAGCGCCUUCGAGAUGCUUAAACACUUGAAAAGUCUGUUUGAUUCAGAGAGUCGGACUCUAGAGUAUGAACUUCUAACAGACAUUUUCAAGUGUAGGCUUCAAGAGGGUGGCAACGUGUCUGAGCACGUCCUCAAAAUGAUUGGCUUAAUUGAAAGAGUUGCUACCACCGGAAUUAAGUUUGAGGAUCGUGUCUCAGCUGCUAUCAUCCUAUAUUCGCUUCCGAGUUCAUUUACUAACUUCAUUGUGAAUUAUAAUUUGAACAAAACGAAAGCGACCAUGCCUGAACUCCAUAACAUGCUCAAGUCUUAUGAAGCCUCAACCUCUAAAGGAAAGACUGUUGUUAUGGUAAGCUCUAAUGAUAAGUCUCGUUCUAAGAACAAGAAUAAGCAAAAGAAGAAAGGUAAGGUUGGACCUACUCCUACAGCUCUGAAGCCUAAAGGUGAAGGUCAUAUGAAGCCAAAGGUUGCAAAGGAUGUUUGUCUCUACUGCAAAGAAAAGGGACAUUGGAAGAGAGAUUGUGAGCUGUAUAAGGCUAAUCUAGCCAAAGCACCAGGUGCUUCAAGCUCAGCCUGAGAAGCAGUGUAGCAGUUGGACUGGGUAAAAUUGACCUACGCGUGAAGGCUGGAGCAAAAGUUGUUGCUGAACGUGAUAAGAUCUUAUAGUUUAGAUUUGCCCGGUGGUUUUAGAUUAGAAUUAAAUAAUUGUUAUUUUAUUCCUUCUAUUACCAAGAAGAUUAUUUCCAUUCAUAUGUUAGACAUUAAAAAAUUUCUAUUUCCAUUUUGCUAAUAAUAAUUGUUAUUUUCAUAAA